AUGACGGUGGAUUUUGUGUUUUAUAUUGCUUUAUUUGGAUUUAUGGAGAGUUUUGGCGAUGGAUUUGGUUAUGGUAAGUAAAAAAAAAUUAGGAAAAAAUUGAAGGGACAGAAUCGGCGAGAAAGAUGGUUGAAUAUCUCGACGGCCGCUGCAAAACAUGAGCUAAAAUUUUUAGAAAGUGAUUAGAAGCCCAUAUAACUCGUUUUUACGUAAUCUUACGAAGGUACCACUUUAUACGAUGAAACAUGUUUGGAAAGGUUUUGUCGUAUAAAAUGUCAGUUUAAGAGCUGAGAUUUUCAGGAAUAAAUUUAGAUUCAUUUUUUAGGGAUUUACAGGUGGCCGGCCUAUGUUUGAUGAGUAGACAGAAUAAAAAAAAAUCAAAUAUUUUUUUUGCAUUUAUUCCAAAAAUUUUAUUUUUUUUUAUUUUUUUUCUACAAAAGUUUUAGAUUUUUGAUAUUAUAAUUCAGGUGACGAAAAAUGCUUUGAACCCUUUGACAUUGGGCCUUGCACAUUUUUCGUGAAGAAAUGGUAUUACGACCAGUCCUCCAAGGAAUGCCGGCCAUUCAAUUACGGAGGUUGCCUUGGGACGAGAAAUCGAUUCUCCAACAAGCAAGAAUGCUUGAAGUCGUGCGUUUACAAGAUGAACGAUCCUGUCAGCUUGCCUGGUAAGUGAAAAUCAAAGGUUUCCUAUGAAGAACGUACAAAAAUAAAGGUGAAAAUGCACAAGCACUGUUCGAAAAUAAAAGUUUUCUUUGCACUGUGCAAUUUCUUGCUUUUUGCACCGUAAAAUAAGCUUUUCUCGGCUGUCGCUAGCAGUCUGAUUUUUGCGCAGUGCAAAAGGCCAAGAAUCAGCGACUUUCCGGGAUGACUAGCACUAAGGUUGAUCAAGUUCUGGGAUAGUUUUUCACCUAUUUUAAGGUAUUUUAUUUACAUUUAUUAGUUACUCCAAAAAAUAUCCAAAUAAAACUUAUUGUCAUAAGGGCCGACAACCCAGUAACGAGACAAGACGAGAGCUCAAGAGUCAAGUGAUUUAUUCAGUGGAAAGGAGGCCCUUUUAUAGGGAAGCCCCACGUAGGAAAGUACAAUCAAAUUUGAAUAAAUGUAGGUCGUUUCUGUUGGUAAUCUGAGUGGAGUUACCGGGAACAACAUGAGGCGAAACAACGGGGGAAUUUCGGUCUACAGGACUUGUAGCACCGACAAAAAGGGACGCUGGAUCAAAAAUACGAAAACCUAGAUGGGAUGACCUAAGGUUUGGAUAGGUGGUCGCCAUGUCACGACUUAGCUAUGAGUCGUGGUGUAAGUUGGCCCUUAACUUGCCCGCUACUACUAGUAUUCACUACCUAACCCGUAGACGCAAACUAGAGGACUCUGGCAAUAAAACUGUGAACUCACGAUAUUGACUCCAGACGAUGUGACCACAAUACGAAUAGACUACAGUAGAAAUACGAUUUAUUGCAAAUAUCCAACCGGGAAAAACAGACACAAAAAUAAUCCAAUCCUAAUUGGCGAUUUCUCUUCCUUUUAUACCAAUUUGUCGGUCAUUCCGUGGGAAUAUGCAAAUUCGCAUGCGAAGUCGUGACAGUGGGAAAAUUCUCGAAGCUAGGUCGUUCCGCCUCACACUUAUGGAUCAUCUUUUAUUAAGUUUUGGUCUCCGCAAAGCCUCUGCAGAGCCUCAGCCAAGCACUGUCAGGCCUCGUACGCCUUUGAGAAAAGUGUGCCGCAACAAAAAACAAACAAAAAAGUCUAUGCACUUUAUGGAAAGAAUAGUGUUACACUUCUGUUCAGGGCGUAGCUUACAAAAAGAAUAAUUUCGCCCUUUUCAGAAAUCUGCCUUCUCGAUGCAGACCCAGCCCACUGUUCGGACGAACGGGCCGGCCAAUGGUGGUAUUAUUUCAACGCCGAACUCGGAGUCUGCGACAAAUUUUAUUACUACGGCUGCGGUGGGAAUGACAAUCGGUUCUAUUCGUUGUAUCAGUGCCGGAAGGUUUGUGGAGAGCGAAUGGAUCCGCAGAUUGGUAAGAUUUUGUUAUUUUAUGCAUAAUAUGUAAUGAUAAAUAUAACAGACGGUCACAAGGGCGUAUUUUACAAUUUUUUUUUGUUCUUUUGACUGAAAAAUUACUCAAAGUGCCACGCUCAGAUUUUGACAAAACUUGGCACAUAUUUAGAAUGACUUUUUCUAAGACAUAUGUGAGAUUUUUAGCUCGCGCUUUGCAGAAACGACCGAGACUUUUAGCUCGAAAGAUGGAAAAAUUUUUACAUUUUUUUUGCGAAUUUUGGCAUAAAAAGUUUCAUAGCUAUUUCUACCACAAAGAGUGAUGUUUUCACAAAAAAUCAAUUUUUUCCGCGCGAAAUUCGCUAAGAUAUGGCCAAAAACUGGGGUUUUCUCUCUAACCGCUCUCCGCCUUUCGUGUACUCUCUCGGCAACAAAGAUAGUUGAAUAUCUCGGCUGACUAAAAUAAGAGCGUCACACUUUUAGCACUAUAUUUACCUUGUUAGCUCUAAAAUAAUCCAAACAUCCAAAAAAAGACAUUUUAUACGAUGAAACCUCUCUGAACAUGUUUCAUCGUAUAAAGUCGAACUCUUCUAAAAUUUUGAAAUUUUGAAACGAUAGUUUGAAAAAACUAUUGUUUUUUUGUAAAAUACUCCACAAAUCUCAGUGUCUAGACUAUGAAAAUAACUUCAGCUUGCGAAAGGUGCGACGUUCGGACGUCAUUUUGUCAAGCGGAAAGCAAAUACAAGUACAGUUGCCAAUGCCGCGAAGGAUAUAUCAAAGCGUCGAAUGGGGAUUGCGUCGACAUGGAUGAAUGCGAGCUGAUGCAAGCAGAAUGCGGAGACAAUUCGAGGUGUAUCAAUACUGUUGGGUCUUAUAAGUAAGUGCCAUAGAAAUGUGAAAACGUUAAUUUUUUAUACAAAAGAACUAUUUCAAGGCUGUGCGUUGUUUUUUCUUUGGUCGCCUUUCCUAAUUUUAUGGUCAAACUUUUUUUAACAGAUCGCAAGGGGAAAAACAUUUGUUAUAAAAGGGCUUCGUUAUAAGGACUUCAUUUUGGGUAGAAUUGAGUUUUGAAGCUUCAGAAAUAGUUCGUUAUUGACAACUUUUUUUCUAUGGGAGUUUGUUAUAUUGAGGCUCCACUGUUUAAAAUUCAAAAUUCCAUUUUAUACGAUGAAACAUGUCUACACAGGUUUCAUCGUAUAAAAUGUCACACUGACUGAACAUCCCGUUAAAAUUGUCACUAUGUGACGUGUUACGGUUGCAAAAACGUUUCUAGUAAAUUUGGCGAACUUCCAUUUUAUACGAUGAAACAUGUCUAGAUACGCUUCAUCGUAUAAAAUGUCACUCUGACCGAAUAUCCCGUAAAAAUUGCCACUGCGCGACGUGUUACGGUUGCAAAAACGUUUUUAAGAAAUUUGACUAAAUUCCAUUUUAUACGAUGAAACAUGUCUAGACAAGUUUCAUCGGAUAAAAUGCCCGAAAUAUCCAAAAACUAUAUUUUCUUGUAGAUGCGAAUGUCUGGAAGGUUAUGUUGGAGAUGGUAAAGAAUGCCGAUUUGUUGGGCCGGCGACUCAGACCGACGACUGUUCCAGUUGCAGUGAAAACGCGAUUUGUCGCGGAGGGAAAUGCCAAUGCAAAAUUGGCUUCGAAGGCGAUGGAUUCAACUGCACUGGUACGUAUUUAAAAAAAAUCAAAAGUUGCUUAAUUUUUUUGUUUGUAAAAUACGAAUUGUGUUCUCAUUCGUUUGCAUUUUUAGACGUCGACGAAUGCAUGAGUCCACUGCCAAAAUGUGACCCAAAUGCGGAAUGUUUCAAUACGAUUGGAUCGUAUUUGUGCGAAUGUAGCGUGGGAUUUGCGGGAAAUGGCUUCGAAUGCACGAAUAAUACGAGUAGGUUUCAUGUUUAUUUGUAAAAUACGAAACUCAAAGAAAUCGGAAUAAAACAAAAAAAAGCAAUAACAUUUUUUUUUGCCUAAUAAUUGUCAUGGUCCUAAAAGAUUUUAAGUAUAUAUACUUGGCACAAACUUUAUUUUUUUAUUUUUUUUUUUUGAAAAAAAGUUCCUUAUUCUGGCCACAACAAAGCUACUCUGUGAACUGCGCCCAAACUUGGGAACUAAAGUUAAGAAAAAAGGCUUCGACCUAACUGGCACAAUUACUAUAAUAGUUUUAAGGGUACCUACGAAGGCGAUGACGACUCAUUUAGUUCUAUACGGAGGCAGUAAAUUUAGUUCCGGACAUCUUUCGUCGUAUAAAGUGAAAAGUCGCAGGCUGCAACCCUUUUUGAAGGCUAAGGUUGUACGUAAAAAAGAAGGUACCUCACUAACUGAAUCCGCUGCCCGGGUAUUGACAACGCUGAAUUGAGCCUGUACGCUAAAUUUGAGCUAAUUCUGACCAGUUUCCGCAAGGUUAUCAGUUUUGGCCAGAAUAAGGAACUUUUACCAUUGGCACAAACUUAAUUUGUUUUUUUUUGUAGAAAUAUCCGAUUUCUUAUUUAAAAAUAUCAAAAAAACAUCUCUUCAGUUUCCUGUCUGGACAAGCAAUCGCGCGAUUACGAAGCCUCUUGUACCGGCGAAUACCGCGAACAUUAUUUCUUUGAUCACACUACGAAACAAUGCACAAUGUUCUGGUUCGACGGAUGCCCGAGUAAAUCGAGAAACAUCUUCUCGGAUCUGAGCACUUGCGAAGAGAUGUGUGUGAGGACGCAUAUUUUGAAAAAAGCUCGUAAGUUUUUUGGUUUUUUUUUGAGAUUGCUAUUUUAAGCAGGGAUAAUGUGCGCAAUUUUGAGAAUUUUAAAAGAAAAACGUUCUGAAUUUCAAAAUUUUUUAGAUUUUUUUGUAUUUUUUAAUAGUUAAAAUAGAUGAAGAAUGUAUUUGAAAUUUGCAAAAAAAUCUUACGUUAGAAAAAAUGAAAGCAAUAGUUUUUAUUGUUCUUGGCAUUUUUUAUUUUUGAUAUAUUUUUUAUAUCUUUCUUUUAUUUAAAAAGAUGUGUUAAAAUUUUGCGAUUUUUUUACAGAUUCCGCAUUUUACAAAUUCUUUCAAAUUCUAUAAUUUUAUAUUUUUUAAGAAAUAAAAAAUAAAUAAUUUUUUUUGGAUAAAAUGAAAUGGUUACUUUAUUGACUGAGAAUAUAUUUUAGGAUUUUAAAAAUUCACGUAUUUUACAAAUUCCAUUUUAAAAAUUUUUGAUUUUCAAAAAAUUUUUACAUUUUUUUUAGAAAAGAAUGGAACUUGAAAAAAAACGUAUUUUACAAAUCUCUUUUUUUAUUUGCUUAAAAUGUUUUUUGGUGUUUUUUGAUCGAAACUAUUAUUCCCGUAUUUUACAAUUUUUUUUAUUUUUUAUUUUCAGUAAAAAAUUUUUAAAAAAUUUAUAUUUUUUAUGAAAAAAGGAAUGAUUAAUGAUUUAAAAUUUCACUUUUUUUUAAACAUUUUUGAUACUUUUUAAGUUUUUUUUCAAACGAAUCAAUAAUGGCAGUAUUUUACAAAUUCUUUUUUUUUAUUUUUUUCAAAUUCUUUUUUUUUUCUUAUUCAUUUUCAAAAAACAAUCUUGUUGAAAUUUAUCCUUUCAACACUCCGUCAAAAAAAUGUCAUCCUGCGCUCCCUUUGCACUCUAAACUCCCCAUCUCUUGCCCUUAUUAUCACCCUCGCCUCCCUUUUUUAUAAUCGUAUUUGGAGCAUCGUUUCCCAGUCAAAAAAUCUCCGUUUCGUCGAAAAACUUGGGAAAAAACUUGAAUCCCCCAAGGAUCCGGGGCCUGGCCGAAAUCCUUUUUUAUUUAUUUCUUCGGCGGAGAAUUUCGUUUUUUUCAAUUCUUUUCGGAUCAAAGGACCACAGGACUGGUUUUACAAAAGAAAAAGGGCCGUGAAAGUCGGGGAUCUUCUGAGAUUUUUUGGUUUUUUGUUUUGUCGGCAGGGUGUGCUGAGAAUUUUAGGAAGUUCUUUGAGUACUGUAGAUCAUUUUUUGGAUCAUCUUUCUUUUUGCAAAGAGAUCGAUAGAUUUUAAAACAAAAUUUUUUGUUUGCAAGCCAUAGGCGUCGGGCAAAGACUUUUUUGUUUUUCGUCCUGUCGGAAGGGUGUGCUGACAGUCUUAGAGAGUAUUGUACAUCAUUUUUUGGGUCGUCCUUGCAGCCUUUUCGAGUAAAAAAUGAAAAAAUAAACGAUUUCUCAGACUUCUUAGUUUUUUCUUUUGUCGAAAGGGUGUGCUGAGAAUUUUAGAAAGUUUUGUGGGUGCUGUAGAUCAUCUUGUGGGUCGACUUCGCAGUUUUUUUGGAUGAAAAAGUAGAAGAGAAUAAAAAAGGAUUUCUCAGAUUUCGGGCAAUGAAUUUUUGGUCUUUUGCUAUGUCAAAAGGGUGUGCAGGGAAUUGUAGUAAGUUGUGUGAGUACUGUCAAUUACCUUGCGGGUCGAAUUUGCAGUCCUUUUUGGAAGAAAAAAUAGAAAAAAAGACAAAAAUUUGGAAAAUUUUUUGUUUCGCAACCGGCGUGUAAGGCCUCGGGCAAUGACUUUUUUAUUUUUUUUUGUUUUGUCGGAAGGAUGUGCUGAUAAUUUUAGAAGGUUUUGUGAGUACUGUAGAUCAUUUUUUGAGCCGGCAGUCUUUUUCGAUUAAAAAAAAUUAGACAUUACAAAAACAUUUUAUUUGCAAAGUGAGCCUCAGGCGUCGGGCAAGGGCUUUUUUAGUUUUUUUUUUGUGUCGAAAAGAGGUGUUGAGAAUUUUAAAAGGUCUUAUGAGUACUGUAAAUCAUUUUCUGUCAGAAUUUUUAGUUUUUUGGAAGGAAAAAGUUAAAAAAUUUGAAAAAAAAUAAUAUUUUCAAUUGAAGCCAAGUGGACGCUAAAGGUGAUGGUUGUAUAGCUUGCUUACAAUGCGAAUGCAAAAUUUAAGGAAAAUCUGAAUGAUUUUUUUCUAAUUUUUUAUAUUUAAAACAAUAGAAAAGAAAAAUAUUUAAAAAUCAAAAAAAAAAUCAAAAAGUAAUUUUUUCACUGUAACCUUCCCCCUAUCUCUACAUUUUUUAAAUAUACAUUUCUUGUUUGUCAAAAAAAUUCUCAACCCUCCAAAAAAGGAGCGGCCGAAUAACCCAGAUUAAAUAAUCUGGUGAGAAAAGAAUGGCCUGAAGAAGUCUCCAUUUCGCUCUUUGGCCGGCUUUUCGGACCGAACUUUUCCGUUUUUGUUUUCCUUUACAGCUUGCGAUGUUCAUCUUUGGGGCAUUCACAUCAAGUUUGGGAGGAGAUGGAUGACAGCUUUUGAGCUUAAAAGUUGAAUUUUUGAGGAAAAUUUUUUGGGGUUUUUUGUUGUAUUAGCGGGUAAAAUUUUGCGAAAAAUUUGGAUUACGCUUAUCAUAAAUUAUUUUUAACUUGCUAUUGGCAAAAAAUAUAGCGAUUUUUUGGUCGAAAAAUGUGAAAAAUUUUUUAAUUUUGACGAUUUUUAUGGUUCAAAAAAAGCUGUGUAAUUUCUGCUGAAAAUUACAUUUUUUCAGCGAAAGAAAUUACAAAGUUAGAGGCUAAAAAGCGAUUUUUGAGAUGAAAAAAAAAUUUUUAUACACUUUUGAAAACAAAAAUUAAUAAAUAUUAUUUCCACUCGUACCGUAAAAAACAGUUAAAUUUUUUUUUAUUUUCUGAUGGUAUAAGAAGAAAUUUUGAUCAAAAAGAAACUCAAAAAAGUAUCCAAAAAUGAUUUUUGGAUACUUUUGGACACUUUUCAGGCCGGUUUAAAAAUUUGUCGCUUUUCUGACGACGUCACAAAAAAUUUUUGCCAAAGACCUCAAAAAUUAUCCAAAAUAUUUUUUGGAUACUUUUUGAUACUUUUUCAAAACACCCGAAUUUUUUUUGGAUACUUCUUGAUACUUUUUAAGACAGACUAAUUUUUUUUUUUAUUUUUUGAUGACAUUAAAAGAAAUUUACCAAAAAAGUUAUCAAAAAACCUCAAAACUAUUUUUUGGAUACUUUUUAAUACUUUUUUCAAACCCUCCAAAAUUUUUUGGAUACUUUUUGAUACUUUUCAGGCCAGUUAAAAAAAUUUUUAUUUUUGAUCGUAUCACAAAAAAAUUUUGCCAAAAAAAUCCUCAAAAAUCCUUAAACCUACAGGGUGUCCCAAAAAAAAUGCAUGUUAUUUUUAUGGCUACAUUUUAUAUACCAAACAAAAUUUAGCCAAACUAACUAUGGAUAUCAGUAACAUAGAGGAUUAUUGAUAACAUAUCAAGCCAGUUUCACAGUGGCUGCCCUUGGUGGCGAUAUAGAGCUUCAAAAGUAACUUAAAAUUUUGGGCUCGGGGCCGCAGCCUUUUUCGAGGAAAUCGGUCCCGUUCUUGGCGCAACGAUUACUUUGCCAUUCCAAACUUUUGUGGUGUGUAGUACAGGCAAUGGCCUCCAAUUGAAAAAAAAAUAUAGUCAAUCGGAUUCAGGUCCGGCGAGCAGACGGUCGUUUUGUGGACGGGGUGAAAUCGGGAAAAUCGGUCCCAUUUCGGGUCCUGAGUCGAUUUUGCCUUGUGAGCCGGCGCUGAGUCUAUCAAGGACGCCAAAUUUGCAUUGCCGAGGUUCUGCUGAGUCAACAGAAGUACGGGAAAAUCAAGAUUAACGCGGUGCUAAAAUUUUGCCCCCUUGAUCCGAGAAAACCAUGGAAUUCUUGCCGCUGGGAGAAAUUCCGCCUUAGGCGAUGACGGCCCGGAUUUUGACGGUUUUCGACGUUAGCCGACAUGCCGAGGGCCUCAUCUAAGAAGAACCUAUUGCUUUGGUGGUUGUGCAUCCGCCAAAUAUUGAACCACGAACGAAUGCGCUCACGUCUGUGAGUUGCGGCCCAGCCCUUGAGUUUUCUACAUUUUUCGCGCCGCACGCACUUGCCGUCUACGUUAACGAUCUGAGCUUUUUACAGCUUAUACAGCGUAAGGCAUAGCUCAUCAUAGACUAUUCGGGUGACCGAUCGGUCGCUGAUGCCGAUCUCACAGGCAAAUUUUUCUUGAAAAUAGCGUUUUGCUGUUGGUGAUCUCCCGGUUGACAGAACCGCUGGCGGUGCGUUUUCCUUUACGUCCUGGACGCCUACAAUCGUUAUCAAGCUCCUUACAUCGCGUGAUUACUUUUGACGCAACGUCCUUUCUAUACUGGGCAAAUUUACAACUUGAACGGCUCAAAAAUAGUGACAAAAUCGCAGUUCCUUUGUUUGACAUUUAAAAAAACCAUGCUACUUAAUCGAUAUGAACACAAAACUGAAAUGACGAGGGCAGAAAAACACGGAGAUUUUAGCAGUACAAAAAUCUUUUGGCCUGACCUAAACAUUUUCGCGUCAGGACCCAUGUUAAAAAACAUGCAUUUUUUUUGGGACACCCUGUAUUUUUGGAUACUUUUUGAUACUUUUCCAAAACCUCUAAAAAGUCGUCAAUUUCCAAAAGAUUUCAUUCGAAAAAUUACCCAUUUCUCACCCACUACCCAUAUAAAAGACAUAUGUUUAUCCGGCGUUCCCUUUGUCCCCGAAGGCCUGAAAACAUUUAUAAAAGCGCGACGAUUUAUUUCCGCCCGUUUGGCGGCCGAAUCAGAUAAGGGAGGGAAGAUGCGGCCCGAACAACGUAGCAUGUGGACUCGCAAAUUUUUGGGUUUGGAAAUUUGGGGAGGGGUUCCGAAUUUGAUAGCCAAAUUCGAGAUUGUCAGACGAUUAUAUUACAUCUACAUUCGCUGUUUGUCGUGAUGACAAACAAACAUUUUUGAGGGAGAUUUGAAAAAUAUUGGAUGAUUUUGGUGAUGACGUUGGGCAGAAAAAUAAAUGAGAUUUUUAGAUUUAUUGCGCUUUGAAAUCGCUUAUUGCCACUUUGCGACGACUUGCCGCGGUCAGAGGUUUUGCGACGAUUCGAAAAAUUUUGCUCCUAAAAAUCCACAUUAUUUUCCCGACCGAUUGAUAUUAGUAUUAUAUUUUCAUAAAGUGCAUGGACAUUUUUUCCGCGCCAUGUGCAAAAAGUCCGUGCAUUUUACCAUUUUUUUGGUUUGGCAGAUUGUUGUGCAUCGGAUAUAUUAAUACUAUCGCCGCCAGUAGGCUUUUUUCAACUUUGUCAUAGCGUUUCUCCUCCUGAAGAACUUGCACAGUGCAAACAGUGUUUUUUUGUGAUGUGCACUGUGCGAAAAAACAAAGGCACUGUGCUUUGGCGGCGAGUGCGGAGAAAAGUUCAAAAUACACUAUGCGAAAGAGAACAAAUGUCCAUGCACUUUAUGAAAAUACUAAUAAAAGUCUGUCGGAAAAAUAAUGUGGAUUUGUUGCAGAAAAAAGUGUCUCGCUUCAUAUCUUUUUAAAUUCAAGAAAAUUUUGAUUAUGUCGUUUUCCGUAUUUUACAUAAAAAUUUUCUCAAUUCCCUACCACCUUCUCCACACUUAUUCCACUUCUUGCUCAUCAACUCCCCUCAGUUUACCCUUCCGCUCCUAAUCUUCCAAGUCCAAUAUAGACUUGCUCGCUUAUCCCCCCACUCCCCGCAAUUUAAUGCAUCUCGCGCUCUUUCGGUGGACAUUCGGCCGCUUACAAGUGGAUAUUCGUUUACGUUUUUGGCGGCGCCACGGGAAACCGAGAAUGGACUGAAAGGCGGCGGGGCGGCGAGGUUAUGCGCGCAAAGAUUGCGGGAAGGGCGCCGGACUCGGGAAAUUAGCCAUGGAUUUGGGCGAGGUUUAAUUACUUUUAAUGGACAUGACAUGGAGCUGUAUGUGCGCGGAAUUCUAGGGCUAUUGGAGGGCUGGGAUGGAUUUUGGGCAGGGUUGAGCAAGAGGGGACCAAACCUAUGGAGAGAUGAGAUUUUGGGGCUGGGUUGAGUAAGAGGCUGGGGCUAAGGCUGGGCUGGGAUAAAAUUCGAGAUUUUGGGCGGGGUUGAGCUGGAGGAAACCAAGCCUUAGAAGGGAUGAGAUUUUAGGACUGAAAUGAGUAAGAAGCUGGAGCUAUGGCUGGGCUGGGACAAAGUGUUUACCUUGAGGCUGGGUUUAAGGGAACCCCAGGCUGGGCUGGGAUUUGGAGGCAGGGUUUAGUAAGAGGGACCAAGGCUGGGAUGGCUUGGGAUAAACUUGAGAUUUUGAGACCGGGCUGCGCAAGAGGGGAUCAAGUAUCAUUUUGUCGGGAAAAUUAUCAGCACAAUGUCGCUGCCCUAUUGCUUCGCUGAGAAAAUGAAUUGUGUUACGGCAAAACCAAAUUUUGUGGAGACUUUGUUUCCGUUUCCAUAUUUGACCAUAAUAUCCGAAGAUAUUCUGGUUAUUUUAAUCUAAAAUCCCAUUUCUACAACUUUUUACUCGUUAUUUUGACAUAUUUCAUCUAAUGACCAUUUUAUACGACGAAACAUGCUUAGAGAGGUUUCGUCAUAUAAGAUGUCUCAAAAAGCUUUUUGAAUAUCUUGGAUGCUCCUGCCAGACGUAAACUGAAAUUUUCAACAAAUCAUGGCGAAAAAUCUCGUUCUAAAACAUGUUUAUUUAUGUUUCCUUGCACUCCAAUCAAUCGACUAUACGAAGUCCCGAUCAGAUCUUAUUUAUCAAACUUCAAGCUCCUCAUUUUUUUUGAUCUUGUCAGUUUUUUAUAACCAAAAGAUUUGUCAAAUUAAUCUUAGUUUAUAUCGCUUAAUCCAUUCGAAUUUUUUUGCUCAAACCCCUUGCUCCCAUCCCGUCUUUUUGUGCCAGCGGACCUCCAGCGGCGCCUCCAAAGUCAUGGAAAUGGGUAUGCAGAUAAUAAUCAUUAUGUUUUCGGCCAUUCCGGCCAUAUGCGGAAAGGGGAAAACAAAGUUUUUCAGAACGGGAAUUGAAUUUUGAAAUCUUUUUAAAAAGCAAAAUUUUUGUCAUUCUUUGACCUUCAGGACAAAGGGACUUUUCGUACAACUUUAAGUGAUGUUUUCUGUAUUGUUUCGUAAUGUACUGCACGAAAUUUUAGCUCUAAAAGUGACGUUUUAUACGACAAAAACUUUCCAAACAGGUUUUAUCAUAUAAAACGGUAGCUUCAUAAAAUUUUGUAGAGAUAAUUUAGAUAGGUCUCCAAUCAAUCGCUGAAAAUUUUAUCUCUAAAAGUGACAUUUUAUACGACAAAAACUUUCCAAACAUGUUUCAUCGUAUAAAAUGGAAUCUUCGCAAAAAAAUAAAAGUAGUUUAGAUGGGCUUCUAAUCAAUUUCUGAAGGGUUGUAGCUUCUAAAAUUGACAUUUUAUACGAUAAAACCUGUUUGGAAAGGUUUUAUCGUAUAAAAAUGUAUCUUUAUAAAAUGUUGCAAAAAAAGUCGGGAUGGGCCUCUAAUCAGCUGCUGAAACUUUUAUCUCGUAAUUUCGAACGGCAUCUUGGAUAUUCAGCGAACAUUUUUUUGCGAGGGAUCAUGGGCAAAAGGAGAGCCGGCCAUAGAAAAAAAGGUUCUCCGCCAUUUCAAUUUUGAUGACGAGAACAUGGAAAAAUGCAGAGGGCCGUCAGGGAAGCUAUUUCUUUUUUUCAUGCGCAAUUUUUAGCAAAAUUUUAACCGUAUUUUAAGCUGAAAAUGCAAAAAAAUCGGAGUGAGACAUGACUCAAUUGUUUGUACAACAUUUUUAGACCACCUUCUUGGUUAUGAGGUAGUUAAAAUUUAAAUUUAUGCGCCUCAUAAAAAUUACCCUUCUUUUAGAAAGAAAUUCUCAUCGCGUCUUACCCCUUAUUUUCACCUUUUUAAAAUACGCUCUAUUUUUGUCGAGGUAUAAAAAGUUAUAUUUUCAGGUACUCAAAAUCGGAAAAAAAUAUUUUUUUUAAAGUUUUGAAAAAAUGAAACUGUAAAUUUUCCAAAAAUUUUAAUUAUUAUAAAUUUGAGUCACAUCACAGAAAAAUGAUGACAAAAUUGUGCACAUUAGACCUGUUGGCUUUUGUUUUACUGCCAUUUAUCCAAUUCAUCACAUCUUCAGAGGUUUGUUGGGACAAAUUUGAUGAGAAUUUGAAAAAACCGUGCAGACAAGGUGAGUUUUUUUUUAAUUUAAAAUUUUUAUUUGUGAUUUACUACCAAAAUAUAAGGUUAUUUGAAAAUUCAGAGCAAAUUCUUUUCUGGCCAAAAAAAACCAACUUUUUUCCACACGAAAUUGGCCGAGAAAUGGCCAAAAAGGAAUUUUUCUCUGACCACUCUCCUCAUUUUCCACACUCUCUUACCAAAUCGAUUGUUGAAUAUCUCAGCUGCGCGUAUAGAUAACGAGCUGAAAUUUACAGAGAUUGAUUACAACCUCAUUUACACUAUUUUUACAAAAUUUGAAGAAGAUACCAUUUUAUACGAUGAAACAUGUUUGGAAAUGUUUAAUCGUAUAAAAUGUCACUUUUAAGGAAAACUGGAGAUUGUAGAAUGCUUUUUUAGUAAUUUGAUUGUUUUGUAUUCAAAAACCUUUUUGAACAAGUCUUUUCCAGGCAAAUGGGAGCAAAAAUAUUUUUACGACCACACCUCGAUGACUUGUCAGCUUUUUUGGUACGAUGGAUGUCGAACUGAGAGCCGGAAUUUCUUCAACGACCGUCUAAAUUGUCAAUGGUUGUGUGAGGAACAGGCCAAAUACAAGGACAGUAAGUCUUUCCCACGGUAAAAUACGGUUUUCUUUGGACCUCGGCAAUCUUACGUCUUUGCCCAUAAUUCAUAAUUUUUUCACGUUUUUUGUCCAUAAUUUUUGGCUUUCCUUCAGAGUCAUGUCUUGAGCCCUUCGAUGAGCAUUAUCGCGACGAAUGCAGUGGUGGGAAAUGGCGACAACAAUAUUAUUUCAACAAAAAGGACAAGGUGACCUCAAAAUCUCCAUUUUUUUGAUUUUUUCACUAAAAAAUCGCAAAAAAGUUUUUUAAAAUAGCCAACAGAGAGAAAGGAGAAGCUUUGUAGAGGUUUAUUUUACUCUUUUGUUGUAGUAAAUUCACUUUUUUUCGCUCUUUUUUAGCGUUGCACUCCAUUUUGGUACGACGGAUGCCGUGGAACCAGCCAAAACCUCUAUUCCGACCUGAACACUUGCCGAUCCGUAUGCGAAAUCCCGGCGCAAGGUCAGUUCACAUGUUUAUUUUUGGUUUUGACAAGUUUUCUCCGUCGAAAAACAAAGAAAAUUGCGAAAAAAAGCGGGCCUUUUCUCCCUUCCCCGACCCCGUUCCCAUGGCUCUUUUGGAAUGAGAGAAACGAAAGAGCGCCGGAACAGAGCCUCCUUAGCUCAGCGGUAGAGCGUUGGACUUUUAAUCCAACGGUCAGGGGUUCGAUCCCCCUAGGUGGCUUGACAUUUUUUUGGUGUUUUCAGAAGAGUUUAGUGUAAAAUAGAUGUUUUGUUUUUGUAAAAUACGAAGAGUAAGACAUUUCAAUUGAUUUUUCGCCGAUUUUUUAAAAGAAAAAAUGAGAAAAAAAAUCGUCAAUCCAAAAAAAUCGAAUUAUUUUGGAUUUCUAAGGAGAUUUUGACGUAAAAUAACUGUUUAUUUUGUAAAAUACGAAAUAACAUGUUACUCCAUUUAAUUUUUUAUCAAUUUUUUGAUAGAAAAAAUAAAAAAAAAAUGGUAAAUCCAUAAAAAAUUCAAAUUUUUUCAAACUUCGCAUAUGUUUCAGAAGCCGAAAAAGAAAAUCAGCAGAGCCAUAAAGCCCUCACAGACCGAAAUCAGAAUCAGCACACCCAAAAUAUCCCGCAAAAUGGCCAAGUAACUCAUCAACAUCGGCAUCAUCAAAAGCCGUUUACUGUUCGGCCAGUCAGUAAAGAAGAAGGUCUAAAAUACUCUGAAGGCCAUGAAAAUGGAAGAGCGACCGUUGCAACGUCUGCUGAGAGGACUCGAGGUGGGUUUUGGGUCAAAAAUUUAUAAAAACUUGUAAAAACUGGGAUUUUUUUGGGGUAUUUAUGGAAAAUUGGAGAUUUUUAGUUGUUUGAGUAGUUUGAAAUACGAUUUUUAGUAUACAGUACAACAUAGAGGCCCUAAUUUUUCUAUUUUCCCACUUUCCCAACCUUAUUUUACCUUACCUCAUCUCUUGCGCACCUAUGUCGCUAUAGCGCAGAGGUUGUGGUUUUAAAUCCCACUCGAAAACUCACGGGUUCGAUUCCCCGCGGAAUAAAACCUACCUAUUUCCUGAUUCCAGCCCCAUUGAAAACCAUAUCGAGGCCGCUAAAUGGCCCAUAUGGCUCUAGUGGAGGCCAAACUAACUGAUAAUCGAAAAUACUCCAUAGCUACCCCUCAAUUACUAUGGUUGUAGAUAUAAUUAUCUACAUUUUUUGGGGUUUGUGACCUAUUUUUCGAUUUUUAAAAAAAAAUCUUGCGUAAAAUCGCAAAAUUUAAUUGUAGGGCCACAAGAAGUAAGUCAGCGACCAACUCCACCGUCCAGGAACAUUUGUGAACGCGAAAAUCCCUGUCAAAACGGGGGGAAAUGCGUGUUCGAUCGGACAAAACAGACACACUUUUGCGAGUGCGACAACGGCUUCAAAGGGAAGAAUUGCGAAAUUUUUGAUGGUAAGUCGAUCAUACACAGUGUGAAAAUAUAUUCUAAAUUUAGAUUCCGAUCCAUGCUCAAGUGCCCCAUGCAAAAAUGGAGGUUCUUGUGGGCCGAAAAAGGCGAAGAAAAAAUCGGAUGACGUUCCCUACGAAUGCUUCUGCCCCUUCGGAUUUGGUGGACUGACUUGUGAAGAGAGUAAGUUUAGAUACUAUAAAGACUCUACUAUCACCGUAGAUAUGUAAUUUUGUCUUGGGUUACUGUGGUUUUUCAAAUUUUUCGUUUUUUCAUUUUCCCCCUAAAACUUGAUGCCUAGUAUAAUAUCGAGCGUAGCUCUGCGAUUUUUUUGCAGAAGACAGAAGGAUUAACGUGUUUUACAAUCAAAUAUCAUAGGCUAAGAGAUCCUGCAGCAGUUUUUGAUUUAAUGCCUCAGGGCAUUUUUUAUGGAGGUUUCUUUUGAACAGCCCAAAGUAGGGUGAAUUAAUAGAAAAAAGGCUAUAUUUCAGCGAAUGAUGGUAUGAUGAUACUAUAGUUUUUUGAGAUUAGUGUAAUUGGCAUAUGUUACCAUGCCUUUAAAAAUUAUUUUGAUUUUUGCAGCGUAUAAAUUUUUUUGAACUUUUAAAAAAUUUUUGACGAAAAAUUUUACAAGCGCUUUGAUCGUCGUAUUUUACAACCGUAGUAACAUAAAAUUUUGUUAUGUUAUAAUAAUAGAUGUCAAUUUUACUAUGCUGGUUGAUUUUUAAUUUUCAGCCCUCAGGCAAUAUAGAAAAUCAUCAUUUUUUAUCAUCACCCAUUUUUCAGAGCCCUGCGCCUCGGCACCGUGCAAAAACGGCGGUACCUGCCGCACCACCGUCGGCAAUCCCCCUUAUUUCUGCGAAUGCCCCGAGGGCUUUGGCGGCGCGACCUGCGCCACCGCCCUCCAAACCAAAGAGAAGCCCAAAUUCGGGAAGAAUGUGGAAUUGAUCUCGUCGGGCAAGGCCGAAUGGAUCGAGGAGCUGCGAAAACAUCAAGAGAAACAGCAACAACGACAACGCGCCGCCACCGGCAACUACACCAUCGAAGCCGAUGACGCCCCGGUGGAGGUGAAUGGGACUUUCGGGCAGCAGUUGCGCAGCAAGACCACAAUUCGACAGCUGAAAGGAGCCGAUGAGCAGAACGCCGCGGCCACAAAUAUCGUCUUUAUGGCCGUUUUUUGUUGCAUUUUUGCGAUUAUUUUGCAGUUUUGA
Molecule: messenger RNA, 16557 nt
Organism: Bursaphelenchus xylophilus (pine wood nematode)
Lineage: Eukaryota; Metazoa; Nematoda; Chromadorea; Rhabditida; Aphelenchoididae
Source: the annotation of a GenBank genome assembly